Molecule: messenger RNA, 324 nt
Organism: Vicia faba (fava bean)
Lineage: Eukaryota; Viridiplantae; Streptophyta; Magnoliopsida; Fabales; Fabaceae
Source: the annotation of a GenBank genome assembly
AUGAUGCUGCAAACCUCUCAGUCUCCUCGGUUUGCUUCAUUCAAAUUUCAACUACUACACGACUCUGUUUCAGCUCUUCGCCUCAAAUUAAUUCUCCGCGGAUUCCUCUCAAUAUCUCAACUCAUAUUAUGGAGUUAUGAAAAUAUUCAACGCAAUCAAUCUGAACAAGACAGUAAAAUUACAUUAGAAGAGAGUGGAGUAUACUUACCUACCGGAGGCAAGUCUGACGCCUUCUUCAAAUUUGGAAAGAGGAUCUCAAAUACAGAGAUCGAUGAAUCGAUGCGACUAGAUUACAGUAGAAAUGAAGAUGAUACAGAGAGAUAA